GCGGCCCCGGGGGCCGGGCCGGCAUCACCGCCGCGUCCCUCCGCUAGAGGAGGGACCAAGCCAAUUCUCUUUUGCAGAAAAAAAAGAUUUAAAAAAUAAAAAUAAAUUACAUGUAUAUAUUAUUAAGAUAAUAUAUACAUCCGAUUUUAUUUUUUUAAAAAGUUUAUUUUGCUCCAUUUUUGAAAAAGAGGGAGCGUGGGUGGCAGGCGGUUUUUAUAAAUUAUGCUUAUUUUCUGUUAUUUGUCCCUGUCCUUCCCCACCCCCUGCUGAAGCGAAAAUAAGGGCAGGGACCUGGGCUCCUACCUAUCUGUAAACCCCUUACCCACCCCACCCCGGCCCUCACGCCCGGUACAGUGCCCUGCACACAGUAAGCGCUCAAUAAAUGUUCCUGGAUGAUGAUGAUGAUGAUGAUGAAAAAAAUGCAGCAUCAACGGCAGCAUCAAGCGGACCACGCGAACGAGGUAAACUAUGCAAGAGGCACCAGACUCCCUCUUUCUGGUGAAGGACCAACUUCUCAACCGAAUAGCUCCAAGCAAACUGUCCUGUCUUGGCAAGCUGCAAUCGAUGCUGCUAGGCAGGCCAAGGCUGCCCAGACUAUGAGCACCUCUGCACCCCCACCUGUAGGAUCUCUCUCCCAAAGAAAACGUCAGCAAUACGCCAAGAGCAAAAAACAGGGUAACUCGACCAACAGCAGACCUGCCCGCGCCCUUUUCUGUUUAUCACUGAAUAACCCCAUCCGAAGAGCCUGCAUUAGUAUAGUGGAAUGGAAACCAUUUGACAUAUUUAUAUUAUUGGCUAUUUUUGCCAAUUGUGUGGCCUUAGCUAUUUACAUCCCAUUCCCUGAAGAUGAUUCUAAUUCAACAAAUCAUAACUUGGAAAAAGUAGAAUAUGCCUUCCUGAUUAUUUUUACAGUCGAGACAUUUUUGAAGAUUAUAGCAUAUGGAUUGUUGCUGCAUCCUAAUGCUUAUGUCAGGAAUGGAUGGAAUUUGCUGGAUUUUGUUAUAGUGAUAGUAGGAUUGUUUAGUGUAAUUUUGGAACAAUUAACCAAAGAAACAGAAGGCGGAAACCACUCCAGCGGCAAAUCAGGAGGCUUUGAUGUCAAAGCGCUCCGUGCCUUCCGAGUGUUACGACCACUUCGACUAGUAUCAGGAGUGCCCAGUUUACAAGUUGUUCUGAACUCCAUUAUAAAAGCCAUGGUUCCCCUCCUUCACAUAGCCCUUUUGGUAUUAUUUGUAAUCAUAAUCUAUGCUAUUAUAGGAUUGGAACUUUUUAUUGGAAAAAUGCACAAAACAUGUUUUUUUGCUGACUCAGAUAUUGUAGCUGAAGAGGACCCAGCUCCAUGUGCGUUCUCAGGGAAUGGACGCCAGUGUACUGCCAAUGGCACAGAAUGUAGGAGUGGCUGGGUUGGCCCAAAUGGAGGCAUUACUAACUUUGAUAACUUUGCCUUUGCCAUGCUCACUGUGUUUCAGUGCAUCACCAUGGAGGGCUGGACAGAUGUGCUCUACUGGGUAAAUGAUGCGAUAGGAUGGGAAUGGCCAUGGGUGUAUUUUGUUAGUCUGAUCAUCCUUGGCUCAUUUUUCGUCCUUAACCUGGUUCUUGGUGUCCUUAGUGGAGAAUUCUCAAAGGAAAGAGAGAAAGCAAAAGCCCGGGGAGAUUUCCAGAAGCUCCGAGAGAAACAGCAACUGGAAGAGGAUCUUAAGGGCUACUUGGACUGGAUCACCCAGGCAGAGGACAUCGAUCCAGAGAAUGAGGAGGAGGGAGGAGAGGAAGGAAAAAGAAAUACUAGCAUGCCUACCAGUGAGACAGAAUCUGUGAACACCGAGAAUGUAAGUGGUGAAGGCGAGGCACAGGGCUGCUGUGGAAGUCUCUGGUGCUGGUGGAAAAGAAGAGGUGCGGCUAAGACUGGGCCCUCAGGGUGUCGGCGGUGGGGUCAAGCCAUCUCAAAAUCAAAACUCAGCCGACGCUGGCGUCGCUGGAACCGAUUCAGUCGCAGAAGAUGUAGGGCUGCUGUGAAGUCUGUCACAUUUUACUGGCUAGUUAUUGUCCUGGUGUUUCUCAACACUUUAACCAUCUCCUCUGAGCACUACAAUCAGCCGGACUGGUUGACGCAAAUUCAAGAUAUUGCUAACAAAGUCCUCUUGGCUCUGUUUACCUGUGAGAUGCUGGUGAAAAUGUACAGUCUGGGUCUCCAGGCAUAUUUUGUCUCUCUUUUCAACCGGUUUGAUUGCUUUGUGGUGUGUGGUGGGAUCACUGAGACCAUCCUGGUGGAGCUGGAAAUCAUGUCUCCGCUGGGGAUCUCUGUGUUCCGGUGUGUACGCCUCCUAAGAAUCUUCAAAGUGACCAGGCACUGGACUUCCCUGAGCAACUUGGUGGCAUCCUUGUUAAACUCCAUGAAGUCCAUCGCUUCCCUGUUGCUUCUGCUUUUCCUCUUCAUUAUCAUCUUUUCCUUACUUGGGAUGCAGCUGUUUGGUGGCAAGUUUAAUUUUGAUGAAACACAAACUAAGCGAAGCACCUUCGACAACUUUCCUCAAGCUCUUCUGACAGUAUUUCAGAUUCUGACAGGUGAAGACUGGAAUGCUGUGAUGUACGAUGGCAUCAUGGCUUAUGGAGGCCCCUCCUCUUCAGGAAUGAUUGUCUGCAUCUACUUCAUCAUCCUCUUCAUUUGUGGCAACUAUAUUCUACUAAAUGUCUUCUUGGCCAUUGCUGUUGACAAUUUGGCGGAUGCUGAAAGUUUGAAUACUGCUCAGAAGGAAGAAGCUGAAGAAAAGGAAAGAAAAAAGAUUGCCAGAAAAGAGAGUCUUGAAAAUAAAAAGAAUAACAAACCAGAAGUCAACCAGGUAGCCAACAGUGACAACAAGGUUACAAUUGAUGACUACCGAGAAGAAGAUGAAGACAAAGAUCCUUACCCACCUUGUGAUGUGCCAGUAGGUGAAGAGGAAGAGGAGGAAGAAGAGGAUGAACCUGAGGUUCCUGCUGGUCCUCGUCCUCGCAGAAUCUCGGAGUUGAACAUGAAGGAGAAAAUUGCUCCCAUCCCUGAAGGAAGCGCUUUCUUCAUUCUUAGCAAGACCAACCCGAUCCGUGUGGGCUGCCACAAGCUCAUCAACCACCACAUCUUCACCAACCUCAUUCUCGUCUUCAUCAUGCUGAGCAGUGCCGCCCUUGCUGCUGAGGACCCCAUCCGCAGUCACUCCUUCCGGAACACUAUACUGGGUUACUUUGACUAUGCUUUCACAGCCAUCUUUACUGUUGAAAUCCUGUUAAAGAUGACAACUUUUGGAGCAUUCCUGCACAAGGGAGCUUUCUGCAGGAACUACUUCAAUUUGCUGGAUAUGCUGGUUGUUGGUGUGUCUCUGGUGUCAUUUGGGAUUCAAUCCAGUGCCAUCUCCGUUGUGAAGAUUCUGAGGGUCUUAAGGGUCCUGAGGCCCCUCAGAGCAAUCAACAGAGCCAAAGGACUUAAGCAUGUUGUUCAAUGUGUCUUCGUGGCCAUCCGGACCAUUGGCAACAUCAUGAUUGUUACUACCCUGCUCCAGUUCAUGUUUGCCUGCAUUGGGGUCCAGUUGUUUAAGGGCAAAUUCUAUCGCUGCACAGAUGAAGCCAAAAGUAACCCAGAGGAAUGCAGGGGGCUUUUCAUCCUCUACAAGGAUGGGGAUGUUGAUAGCCCUGUGGUCCGUGAGAGGAUCUGGCAAAACAGUGAUUUCAACUUUGACAACGUCCUUUCUGCCAUGAUGGCACUCUUCACAGUUUCCACCUUUGAGGGCUGGCCUGCGUUGCUGUAUAAAGCCAUCGACUCAAACGGAGAGAAUGUUGGCCCAGUCUACAACUACCGUGUGGAGAUCUCCAUCUUCUUUAUCAUCUACAUCAUCAUUGUUGCUUUCUUCAUGAUGAACAUUUUUGUGGGCUUUGUCAUCGUUACAUUUCAGGAGCAGGGAGAAAAAGAGUAUAAGAACUGUGAACUGGAUAAAAAUCAGCGUCAGUGUGUGGAGUACGCCUUGAAAGCUCGUCCCUUGAGGAGAUACAUCCCCAAAAACCCCUACCAGUACAAAUUCUGGUACGUGGUGAACUCUUCGCCUUUCGAAUACAUGAUGUUUGUCCUCAUCAUGCUCAACACACUCUGCUUGGCCAUGCAGCACUAUGAGCAGUCCAAAAUGUUCAACGAUGCCAUGGAUAUUCUGAACAUGGUCUUCACUGGGGUGUUCACUGUUGAGAUGGUUUUGAAAGUCAUUGCAUUUAAGCCUAAGGGGUAUUUUAGUGACGCCUGGAACACGUUUGACUCCCUCAUCGUAAUCGGCAGCAUUAUAGACGUGGCCCUCAGCGAAGCAGACAACUCUGAAGAGAGCAAUAGAAUCUCCAUCACCUUUUUCCGUCUUUUCCGAGUGAUGCGAUUGGUGAAGCUUCUCAGCAGGGGGGAAGGCAUCCGGACAUUGCUGUGGACAUUCAUUAAGUCCUUUCAGGCACUCCCAUAUGUUGCCCUCCUAAUCGCCAUGCUCUUCUUUAUAUAUGCAGUCAUCGGCAUGCAGAUGUUUGGAAAAGUUGCCAUGAGAGAUAACAACCAGAUCAAUAGGAACAACAACUUCCAGACGUUUCCCCAGGCAGUGUUGCUGCUCUUCAGAUGUGCAACAGGUGAGGCCUGGCAGGAGAUCAUGCUGGCCUGCCUCCCAGGAAAGCUCUGUGAUCCUGAGUCAGAUUACAGCCCUGGAGAGGAAUAUACAUGUGGGAGCAACUUUGCCAUUGUUUAUUUCAUCAGCUUUUACAUGCUCUGUGCAUUUCUGAUCAUCAAUCUGUUUGUGGCUGUCAUCAUGGACAAUUUUGAUUAUCUGACCCGGGACUGGUCUAUUCUGGGGCCCCACCAUUUAGAUGAAUUCAAACGAAUAUGGUCAGAAUAUGAUCCUGAGGCAAAGGGAAGAAUAAAACACCUCGAUGUGGUCACUUUGCUCCGACGGAUCCAGCCUCCUCUGGGAUUUGGGAAAUUGUGCCCACAUAGAGUAGCAUGCAAGAGAUUAGUUGCCAUGAACAUGCCUCUCAAUAGUGAUGGGACAGUCAUGUUUAAUGCAACCUUAUUUGCUUUGGUCCGAACGGCUCUCAAGAUCAAGACUGAAGGGAACCUGGAACAAGCUAAUGAGGAACUUCGUGCUGUGAUAAAGAAAAUCUGGAAGAAAACCAGCAUGAAACUACUUGACCAAGUUGUCCCUCCAGCUGGUGAUGAUGAGGUAACCGUGGGGAAGUUCUAUGCCACUUUCCUGAUACAGGACUACUUUAGGAAAUUCAAGAAACGGAAAGAACAAGGAUUGGUGGGAAAGUACCCUGCGAAGAACACCACAAUUGCCCUACAGGCAGGAUUAAGGACAUUGCACGACAUUGGGCCAGAAAUCCGGCGUGCUAUAUCCUGUGAUUUGCAAGAUGAUGAGCCAGAAGAAACAAAACAAGAAGAAGAUGUAUUCAAAAGAAAUGGUGCCCUGCUUGGAAACCAUGUCAAUCAUGUUAAUAGUGAUAGGAGAGAUUCCCUUCAGCAGACCAAUACCACCCACCGUCCCCUGCAUGUCCAAAGGCCUUCAAUUCCACCUGCAAGUGAUACUGAGAAACCGCUGUUUCCUCCAGCAGGAAAUUCGGUGUGUCAUAACCAUCAUAACCAUAAUUCCAUAGGAAAGCAAGUUCCCACCUCAACAAAUGCCAAUCUCAAUAAUGCCAAUAUGUCCAAAGCUGCCCAUGGAAACCGGCCCAGCAUUGGAAAUCUUGAGCAUGUGUCUGAAAAUGGGCAUCAUUCCUCCCAUAAGCAUGACCAGGAGUUUCAAAGAAGGUCCAGUAUUAAAAGGUCUGACUCAGGAGAUGAGCAGCUCCCAACCAUCUGCCGGGAAGAUCCAGAGAUACAUGGCUACUUCAGGGACCCACGCUGCUUGGGGGAGCAGGAAUAUUUCAGUAGUGAGGAGUACUGUGAAGAUGACAGCUCUCCUACCUGGAGCAGGCAAAACUACAGCUACUACAACAGGUACCAAGGUAGCACCAUGGACUUUGAAAGGCCCCGAGGCUACCAUCACCCCCAAGGCUACUUGGAUGACGAUGACUUUCCCAUUGGCUAUGACUCACGGAGAUCUCCAAGACGACGCCUACUACCUCCCACCCCAACAUCCCAUCGGAGAUCCUCUUUCAAUUUCGAGUGCCUGCGCAGACAGAGCAGCCAGGAGGAGGUCCCACUGUCACCUGCGCUCCCCCACCGUGCUGCUCUGCCUCUGCACCUGAUGCAGCAGCAGAUCAUGGCAGUUGCAGGCCUUGAUUCCAGUAAAGCCCAGAAGUACUCACCAAGCCACUCAACCCGGUCAUGGGUCACCCCUCCAGCGACCCCUCCAUACCAGGACUGGACCCCGUGCUACACACCCUUGAUUCAGGUGGAGCGGUCAGAGUCACUGGACCAAGUCAAUGGCAGCCUUCCAUCCCUGCACCGCAGCUCCUGGUACACAGAUGAGCCAGACAUCUCCUAUCGGACUUUCACUCCAGCCAGCCUGACUGUCCCCAGCAGCUUCAGAAACAAAAACAGUGACAAGCAGAGGAGCGCAGACAGCCUGGUGGAGGCAGUCCUGAUAUCAGAAGGCUUGGGACGCUACGCAAGGGACCCAAAAUUUGUGUCAGCUACAAAACACGAAAUUGCCGAUGCCUGUGACUUAACCAUCGAUGAGAUGGAGAGUGCUGCUAGCACGCUGCUCAAUGGGAAUGUGUGUCCUCGAGCCAAUGGGGAUGUGGGCCCUGGGGCACAUGGGCAGGACUAUGAGCUCCAAGACUUUGGUCCUGGCUACAGUGAUGAGGAGCCAGACCCCAGGCAAGAAGAGGAGGACUUGGCAGAUGAAAUGAUCUGUAUCACCACCUUGUAGCCUCAGAGGGAGGGCUAGGGAAAAGUGCCUCGUGGUUAGGAAAAGUUUAGGCACUAGUUGGGAGGAAACACUCAAUUUGAUUUCUGUACAAGUGAGGUCAUGCCUCCAGGAAGCCAUAAACCUGGUAGGAACAGGUUCCCAGGGUCCCAGCAGAGCACACAGUGUGCUGUGUGCUCAGGCCCAGCUGCAGGAGACAGCAGGCCCAGCCACCUCCAGAGGGUAGGUGAGGAAGGGCAGCCCAGCCCUGCCCGAAGGUCCAGAUGGACUUCCAAGGAGUCCACCUCCGUGUCUCCCUACACCCAGGGCACCUGUCAGCACAGUGGGGAAGGUGAAAGGUGAUGACGAUGACCACACCUGUGUCAUUACCUCAGUUAUCAGUACAGCAUAUCAGAUACUCACCAGGCCCAGCAUAUCUGUUUUUAAACUCCUCCCCCUGAAACACUGCUUCCUGGUUCCUGUUCAGCUAUUCUGAAAUAUAGUGUGUAUCGGAACCUAGCUACCAGUGGUCAUCUCCAGUGGGGAGCAGGACUUGACAGGUUUUCUGUUAUGUGAUGCCAGUUUACACAAGAGAACAUCACUUGGAUGGUCAGUUCUGACUGUCAUGCUAAGGGCAGCUGUAAACUGGAAUAAUAAUGCACUUGCAACCAGGUAAACUUAGAUACGCUAGUUUGUUUAAAAUAUAGAUUUACUGUACAUGACUUGUAAUAUACUACACUUUGUAUUUGUAAAGAGAUGGUCUAUAUUUUGUAAUUAUUGUACUGUAUUUGAACUGCAGCAAUAUCCAUGGGUCCUAACAAUUGUAGUUUCCCACCCAAAUCUAGAAAUGAUUAGUAUUUUUACUUGGGCUAUACAGAAGUAGAAGAAAUAGAGCCGAUUCUCACUUAUUUAGUGAAAAUUCUUGGGGAGGGGUGUUAAAUUUUGAGUUCGACAGAACUUGACACUACAGAAAUUUUUCUAAAAUAUUUUGAGUCACUAUAAACCUAUCUUUACACAAGAUAUAUAAGAUGACUAUUUUCAGUCUUUUCUUUGGGCAAAAGUUCUAUGAUUUUUUUUUUUAUAUUGUACCUUCUGUUCACUAUGGGUUGCAACUGUCUAGGUUUGCUUUUACUUUAGAAGUUAUAGAGUGGGUCCAGUUGGCCUACUCUCUACCCCAGGCAUCCAUGAGUCUGGUUUUUCUCAGUUGUCUACCCAGGCUGUUUGUGCAUAUCUGUUGUGAAAAUAAUCACAUAGGUAAAUGAAGCACGUCCACGCUCAUCCCAGAGACUGGCCCUGUUGCCUGUUUUAAGGACUAUGGGAUGUUGGGGUAGGGGUGGAGGGAGCACCAUGGUGACCCAUAGGGUUAGAAUGUCAGGGUCUGUUGACAUUGUCCUGUUGCCUUUUACUAAAAGUCGCUGUGCCGCCUGUGUUCCUUAUGAUAGCUGUUAUAUGCAACUGAAUGAGGGCUGAAGCUUUCAGGAGAGUGCAGUCACUCCAACUGUGUGCUUCCCACUGGGGAUCGUUAAGAUUGUCAAGGCUUCCUUUCCUGUUAACAGAACCCUGCUGAUGUCAUCAAAUUACCUAGGCAGGGACUCUCUGCAAUGAAAAAAGACAGGUCAUAAUCUGGGUUCCAAUUUUUUUACUACAUAGACAACCUGUCAAUUUUUUUUUGUAAAUAAUACUUUGUUAUGAAGACCUCUCAGACCUCUUCGUAAGACAUUCUUACUCCAGAUCCAGGCAAAAACUCUUCAAGGUUUGUAAAUGACUACUUCCUGACAUAAAGCCUUUUUUUUUAAUUAAAAUGUUCUUCAGAAUAAGAGUGUGUAAUAAUUUCAUUGUAUCCAGGAGCUCAACUCGCAGAGCUGGCUUUGCCCGUGAGAGCUUCCGGGGGGCAGGUGUUCUCGCCGCAGCUUUGGAAUCAGGUAGCUUUUUUGUUAUCCAGCUCCUUCAAGGUAACUUAAUUCAGCUGCAGAGAGCACUGCUUCUCCUAAAGGGCUAAUCCACCAUCAACAUUACCUUGGACUCUGUGGCUUAACAUCAGGCCAAACCCACCAUCCCCACAGUGUGUGUUGUGGGACAGACACUGAUCUUUUCUAAAGUCAUUCCUGAAUCACUGGCGGGUUUACAGGCUGUGCCACCCCUCGGUAUCUGUCUGCUUUGAGUCUAAUUCAACUUCUCACCUUAUAUUAAAUUUCUCUUUGUAAGAAAAAUUUGGAGUUGUAGAGCAUGAUUUUUUUUCCUUUGCUUUAGGAAGAGUUUUUAAAAUGGAAUUUCUCUACUUUUUUGGUUUCCCUUCCCUACCCCCAAAAAUGAUUGUAUCCAUAGAAAUAGUACAUCUGGUUUCUUUAAUCUUGUGUUUAUAAUAUACCUUGAGGUAGACAUGGCUACUAUGACUUAACUACCAAUCAACAGUGAGAACCUAACUAGGAAUCACUUCUGUUCAAAGUGUGGUCAGUUUCCAUCCAGACAGUGGAACCCUGCUUAGCCAGGGCUUCCUUCCCAAACCUGUUGAAUCACAGACUAUGCUGAAGGCUAGGAUGAGCAGGUCUUAAGGUUAUGGUAGUCCUGCUCUUAAAAGAAG
This is a messenger RNA of Perognathus longimembris pacificus (Pacific pocket mouse), 9417 nucleotides long. RefSeq names its product calcium voltage-gated channel subunit alpha1 D (gene Cacna1d). Gene Ontology annotation, molecular function: high voltage-gated calcium channel activity. Gene Ontology annotation, cellular component: voltage-gated calcium channel complex; membrane. Lineage: Eukaryota; Metazoa; Chordata; Mammalia; Rodentia; Heteromyidae. Bases 393 to 6860 code for a protein of 2155 amino acids. The record is from RefSeq and is a predicted model, not a curated record. Gene Ontology annotation, biological process: calcium ion import across plasma membrane. The transcript has 47 exons.